AUGGAGCUUGUGUUUGAGAAUGGACAGUUUCUUGCAAAGAGCCAAAGAUCCAACGCCUUUUCUCUGCAGAAUCAACGUACCAAGUUGAUCGUGGAUUUGUACGAGGCCGAGUAUAACGAGGAUUUCAAGAAGAGUAUUCAUGGUGGUGAUGAGAAGCUUGUAGACACACAGACUUUGAAAGCUACUUCAUCAAAGACGAUGGUGGUUGAUUAUGAGAACCGUAAGGAGAUCGAGUUUAUACCUCCUGAUGAGCAAUCUGUGGUUGCUGAAAGGUCGGUUGAGUUGGGCUUUGACUCCACAGAUUUUACUGAAGACAGUGGAGGAUCAACGUAUCUAAGCAGUAGUCUAGAUGAUCCAAGGCCACGAGUCCCUGCAAGAACAAGAAAAGCUUUGGUUAAGAGAAGACGAAGUAGCGAGCUCUAUAACUCACCUGAAAAAAAGCAAAGAAACGAUAUCAACAAGAAAAUGCGUAUUUUGCAGAAUCUACUACCUAACUCUAACAAGGACGACAAUGAAUCAACGUUAGAUGAAGCAAUCAAUUAUAUGACGACCCUUCAACUUCAACUUCAAAUGAUGACGAUGGGUAACAGAUUUGUUACACCAGCAAUGAUGUUGCCUUUGGGGCCACAAUACUCUCAGAUGGGUCUACCAACAUGUAUGCAAAUGGGGGUACCACAGUUUAUGCCUGCGCCUGUUCUAGGAGCUGGUAACUCUGCUGAUAUGCUAAGAUUUCUUAACCAUCCUGGACUACUGACAAUGCAAAACUCUGCAUUUUUUAAUCCAAACGGAAACUAUUUCUCCCAAUCUGUACCGCCGUCAUGUGCUGCUUUCCCUAACCAAAUAAAAAAGUUGUCAAAUCUAGAUAAUGCAAGAACAGAUGGAGGAAUUUUCUCUGGUAAAAAAGUAUAA
Molecule: messenger RNA, 909 nt
Organism: Eruca vesicaria subsp. sativa (arugula)
Lineage: Eukaryota; Viridiplantae; Streptophyta; Magnoliopsida; Brassicales; Brassicaceae
Source: the annotation of a GenBank genome assembly